UCUUCCACCCCACAGUGUUACACGAACGCCCCGAAUAGCUUGUUCAUCUUGCACCGUCUUCCAAGCUGAGGAAAUCGCUAAAGAGUUUCUUUUCAACUGCUUUCAAGUAGACGAACUCUCCAAAGGCUUAUCCUUUUCGGUUUUCGAGACCUCGCACGCUAUCUAUCUGCUUUGACGCGUCGUUUUGCUGUCAUUCGUGAAACCGUGAACGAAAUGGCUCCAGUCCAGAACAAAACAAAUUCAUCGACUGCAUCCUCUUCGUCGAGCCACGACACCUCGCCUCGAAGAGGCCGCGAGUUCCCCUCCGACACCUGGGAAUCCUUUCUGCCAGUGUCUCGACGUGGACGCUUCUUCCAGGAUUCCUUCUUCGAGAACACCCGGUCCCACUUCGACGAUGCUGUCAGAGAGGCCCUCAGCAGGUGGGACGACGACAGCGACUUUCUGUCUGAAAGCUGGCACGAUGCGGGGUCGCCGCUUCUCAGCAACUUCAGUCGAUACAGACAGAUGAGAAACAGACACGUCGACGACGACAGCCUGGCUGUCACCGUCACCUCCGACAACAACGUCCACAAGAUUGUCCUGGAUGUGCACGACUUCGUCGAAGGCGAUCUCAAGGUGAAGGUCGUUGGCGACAGGGAGCUCCUGGUGGAGGGUCGCCGGGAAAAGGCGCAGGAGGGCGCGUCAGCCACAUCCUCUCAGAAGUUCAGCCGUCGCUUCGCUCUUCCUGAGGGGACGGACAUCGGAGCCAUUGAUUCCGUGAUGUCAUCAGAUGGCAUCCUAACAAUCACAGCGCCUAAACUGGGAAGAGCCGGGGCGACUUCCUCCCAUUCGGAGACUAAGACGUUCUCCAGCAGUGCUUCUAAGGCGAGACUCGGUGAGCGAGAGCCCUGUGAAUGCGACAAAUGCAACCCCAAGCUCCGCUCGAGAGAGAAUGUUUGCCGGGGGAGUUCGGAGAGGUCGCAAUCGCGAUUCUCGAGCGACGGUUCCAGGGAGACGAGCGAGCAUCGGCAGAAUCAGUCGGAAUGCACCAGAAUGGCAGACAGGAUGGAUGUUCCUAUCAACGCCUUCUUCAACUCUCGGCCAAUCACAAGACGAGGGAGAUUCUUCGACGACUCCUUCUUCGAGGACACCCGCAGCGGUUACCGAACCGCCAUCCAAGACAUCCUUUCGAAGUGGGGCGAGAGGUCGUCUAGCAUCGACGACAUGACCUCCUACAGAAACCUCCGGACGCGCGACCUCAGGGACGACAACCAGGCCGUGAAAGUCAUCGAGGACGAGUUCCAGCACAAGUUUAUUGUGGACGUGCAAGACUUCAUGAAGGACGGCGAGAUCAACGUCAAAGCUGUGGACGACCAAGAGCUGGUGGUGGAGGGUCACGUAGAGAAGCAAGAGGGAGCGUCCAAGUCCAUCCAGCGGUUUUCGAGGCGCUUUACACUUCCGAAGGACGUCCACCUCGAGUCCGUGUCUUCAGUGAUGUCCUCCGACGGUGUGCUAACCAUCAUUGCCCCUAAAAAGAAUGCAAUUGGGCACAUGAAAGAAUCACACACGUCUGAAAAUGCCCGGAAAUUCGUACACGACUCUGAGGUAUCUGAGAAAAUGUCCGAGUGCAACAUUAAGUCCUCGAUGCAGGACAUAAAAUGUAGCCAUUCGGGGUACGAAGACAAAAGCAUUCGAGCUUCUUCCACUUGUUCUUCAGUCUGCGAUAAUACACUCCAGGAGGGAGGCGAUAUGGCUCAUCAAAGUUCAGUAGCUUCAAAUGCGUUCAAGGCCGAGUCUUCCAAAGAGGCACACGUGACUGGAGGUCACAACGUUGCUAUUGUAGUGGAAUCCUCUGAAAGCAAAGUCAAGGAAAAUGAUGUGCAAGAUUUAGAACACAAAAGCAACCGAGAGAUUCCCCUUGACAUGGAAGAAGCCAGGCAGAUGGUUAGGGAAGAAUUAUAUGGUGAACAAAGAAGCAAGGACAUGUUAGAUGCAAAUCAGAAGAGCAGCAGGCGGAGCAGCAUCGACGAAAUUGAUGCUGACAUCAGAAGAGUUCGUGAGGAGAUUCUGGAAUCGCGUGAGAAGCGAGCUGGAAGUGUAAGGUUUGACGAAGAUUUCAGCACUGAGGACAUGGAUGGAAACAACAUCAACUUCCAGGAGAACUCGAAGCACAAAGAAAAGACGCUGAGGACUAUUCUCAAGACUCCCGAGAGAUAUCUAUGUGAAAAUGAUGAAAGGCAAUCAAGGGAAAGAAGUCUCGUAGCCGAAGACACCCAGACAGAGGACCGCCGCACCCCAUCCCGGGACUCCAGGAGAAGACCUUCGUGCACUCCCCUUAAUCCAGAUACCAAAAGAGUCCUUCCCAUUAGCUUCAGGGGCCACUUUUGUAGUGACGCUUUCUUUUACGAUUAUCAGGAGAGCUUCAAGACUGCAAUCAGCGAUGUCCUGCUGAAAUUCAACGAAAAGUCAGCCACGACAGAUGACAUCACGGCUUACAGAAACUUGAGACUUCGUGAUCCCAAGCUGGAAAACCAGGCAUUCCACGUUCAAGAAGAUGAAGGAGCUCACAGGGUGGUGCUCGACGUCAAAGACUUCAUCAACGGUGAAAUCGAAGCGGCAAUAUACGAGGAGAAGGAGCUGGUGAUCCAGGGGCGGGCUGAGAGGCAGCACGGGACGAAGUACACGAUCCUGAGCUUCCUGCGUCGUUUCCCCCUGCCAGAGAACGUGGACACGGACGCCAUCACAGUCGUCAUGUCCUCCGACGGCGUCCUGGUCGUGGUGACGCCCUGGAAGGGCCACUCAGGCCUGUCGGCCAUCAAGAACAUCCUGUCGACGGAGGACAUGUCCUUCUUUGACCGCCACCGCGACGUCGACCGCCGGUGGGACGAGGCCGACUGGGAGGCUUCCAAGGCCUCCGAGGAGUUCUUGAAUCGCUCCCUCGACAGUCGUCUGAGGUCGAGGCUUCGACAGGCCACCGACGACCUGUUCUCACGAAGCGAACGCUUGAACGAAGGGGGGGAGACAUUCCUAAUCAUGACGACCAUCCAAAAGACGACCACCACGAAGGUAACCAAAACGACUACGACUGAAACGUCGUGCUCCUCGCCUCAGGUCACCAUCACGAAAAAGGGCAACUUCUUCAAUGACUCCUUCUUCGAAGACAGACGACAAGAUUACCAGGUGGCCGUCAGGGACGUUCUAUCGAAGUUCGGGGACCAGACGUCGAAGACGGACGAACUCCAGAGCUACAGAGAUCUGAGGACGCGCGACUUGAGAGAGGAAAACCAGGCCGUCAGGUCCACCCAGGAUGACCGUUUCCAUAAGAUCGUGAUAGACGUCCAAGACUUCACCGUAGGAGGAGAAAUCAACGUCAAGACGGUGGAUGAGACGAAGGUGGUCAUCGAGGGUCAGGUCCAGAGGACAGAGGGCAACUCGACCUCCUCCAAGAGCUUCAAGAAGACCUUCAUCUUCUCUGAUGCCGACAUGGAGAACAUCACGUCCGUCAUGUCCUCCGACGGCGUCUUGACAGUCACCGUCCCCAAGAAACAACAGGAAAUGCAGCAGAUAACGAACGUCGAGAGGAAGGUCACUAAGACCCUCCAGCAGACCCAGAAUACUACAGACACCAGCUCCACCCAGCAGGGGGACAAGAGGCUCUGCAUCACCCAGAGAGGCAACUUCUUCGACGACUCCUUCUUCGAGGACGCCAGGAGGCCUUUCCAAGAGGCUGUUCAGCAGGUGCUCCAGAAGUCCAACGUGACCACCUCCCAGAGCGACCAGAUCACCACUUACAGAGACCUGAGACAGAGGGAGCUUAAGGACGAGACUCAGGCUGCCACCACGAGCGACGACCAAAGCCAACAUAAGAUCAUCGUGGAUGUGCAGGAUUUCAUCAAUGGAGGAGAAGUUGUUGUGAAAACGGUGGACGACAGAGAAGUGGUGAUUGAAGGCAGUAUCAAGAAACAAGAAGGAAACAAGACGUCCUCCAAGAGCUUCCGCAAAAGAUACGUUCUUCCGGAUGACAUCCAAACGGAAAACGUCACCUCAGUUGUCUCAGCUGAUGGUGUGCUCACAAUCAUCGCCCCGAGAAAGCAACGUGCAAUUCAGCCCAGAGAGGCAAAUGUUCCACUGGCAAUACAGCAGACAGACAACAGCAAGCAGGUCGUAGCCUCCAACACCACCAACACAGCCGUCCAGUCUGUCAACCAGACCAACACCCAGAAUCAAGUGGCUUCACAACAGAACAUAACAGUCCAGAAAAAGGUGACAACUGUAACUCAGCAGAGCAACGUCACGACUGAUGGUUCCACGUGCAGUUCACCAACAGACAGGUCACUUCCCAUCUCGAAGAAAGGUGAUUUUUUCAACGAUUCCUUUUUCGAAGAUGCCCGCAAGCCUUUCCAGGAGGCAGUCAGGGACGUCCUUCAGAAGUCCAAUGUCACCACUACACAGACCAAUGAGAUCCAGACCUACAGGGACCUGAGAAAGAGGGAGCUCAAAGAAGAGACUCAGGCUGCCAUAACCAGCGAUGAUCAAAACCAGCACAAGAUCAUUGUAGAUGUGCAGGACUUCAUAAAUGGUGGAGAAGUGACUGUGAAAACUGUAGAUGAAAGAGAAGUAGUAAUAGAAGGAAGCAUCAAGAAACAAGAAGGUAACACCACCUCAUCAAAGAGUUUCAGAAAGCGCUAUGUCCUUCCAGAAGACAUCCAAACAGAGAGGGUCACUUCCGUUGUAUCUGCUGACGGUGUUCUUACCAUCAUAGCCCCAAAGAAGCCUCAACCAAUAAUGCCAGGAGUAGUCAAUGUGCCUCUGGCCAUCCAGCAGUCUGAUACGAACAAGCAAACGAUGGUCUCUGAUACCUCUAAUACAGCUUCACAGUCCCUCAACCAGACCACUAGUACCCAGAAGCAAGUAGUAUCUCAGCAGACACAACAGACGCAACAGACACAGCAGCAGAACGUAACUGUUCAGAAGAAAGUUACAACGGUUACACAGCAGAGCAAUGUCACAACUGAUCAGUCAUCCUGCAGUUCUCCUACAGACAAAUCUCUGACCAUCACCAAAAGAGGAGACUUCUUCAAUGAUUCAUUCUUCGAAGAUGCUCGCAGACCUUUCCAGGAAGCCAUCAGGAAUGUCCUCCAGAAGUCUAACAUUACGUCAACUCAGACUAAUGAGAUUCAGUCCUACAGAGACUUGAGACAAAAGGAGCUCAAAGAAGAAACACAGGCUGCUACAACAAGUGAUGAUUCAAACCAGCACAAGAUCAUCGUGGACGUACAAGACUUCAUUAACGGAGGAGACGUUGUUGUGAAAACUGUGGACGACAGAGAGGUGGUGAUUGAAGGCAGUAUCAAGAAGCAGGAAGGAAACAAGACGUCUUCCAAGAGCUUCCGUAAACGAUACAUUCUUCCAGAAGACAUCCAGACAGAAAAUGUCACUUCCGUUGUGUCAGCUGAUGGUGUCCUUACCAUAAUUGCUCCCAAGAAGCAACGUGCAAUUCAGCCCAGAGAGACAAAUGUUCCACUGGCAAUACAGCAGACAGACAACAGCAAGCAGGUCGUAGCCUCCAACACCACCAACACAGCCGUCCAGUCUGUCAACCAGACCAACACCCAGAAUCAAGUGGCUUCACAACAGAACAUAACAGUCCAGAAAAAGGUGACAACUGUAACUCAGCAGAGCAACGUCACGACUGAUGGUUCCACGUGCAGUUCACCAACAGACAGGUCACUUCCCAUCUCGAAGAAAGGUGAUUUUUUCAACGAUUCCUUUUUCGAAGAUGCCCGCAAGCCUUUCCAGGAGGCAGUCAGGGACGUCCUUCAGAAGUCCAAUGUCACCACUACACAGACCAAUGAGAUCCAGACCUACAGGGACCUCAGAAAGAGGGAGCUCAAAGAAGAGACUCAGGCUGCCAUAACCAGCGAUGAUCAAAACCAGCACAAGAUCAUUGUAGAUGUGCAGGACUUCAUAAAUGGUGGAGAAGUGACCGUGAAAACUGUAGAUGAAAGAGAAGUAGUAAUAGAAGGAAGCAUCAAGAAACAAGAAGGUAACACCACCUCAUCAAAGAGUUUCAGAAAGCGCUAUGUCCUUCCAGAAGACAUCCAACAGAGAAAGGUCACUUCCGUUGUAUCUGCUGACGGUGUUCUUACAAUCAUAGCCCCAAAGAAGCCUCAACCAAUAAUGCCAGGAGUAGUCAAUGUGCCUCUGGCCAUCCAGCAGUCUGAUACAAACAAGCAAACGAUGGUCUCUGAUACCUCUAAUACAGCUUUACAGUCCCUCAACCAGACUACUAGUACCCAGAAGCAAGCAGUAUCUCAGCAGACACAACAGACGCAACAGACACAGCAGCAGAACGUAACUGUUCAGAAGAAAGUUACAACGGUUACACAGCAGAGCAAUGUCACAACUGAUCAGUCGUCCUGCAGUUCUCCUACAGACAAAUCUCUGACCAUCACCAAAAGAGGAGACUUCUUCAAUGAUUCUUUCUUCGAAGAUGCUCGCAGACCUUUCCAGGAAGCCAUCAGGAAUGUCCUCCAGAAGUCUAACAUUACGUCAACUCAGACUAAUGAGAUUCAGUCUUACAGAGACUUGAGACAAAAGGAGCUCAAAGAAGAAACACAGGCUGCUACAACAAGUGAUGAUUCGAACCAGCACAAGAUCAUCGUGGACGUACAAGACUUCAUUAAUGGAGGAGACGUUGUUGUGAAAACUGUGGACGACAGAGAGGUGGUGAUUGAAGGCAGUAUCAAGAAGCAGGAAGGAAACAAGACGUCUUCCAAGAGCUUCCGUAAACGAUACAUUCUUCCAGAAGACAUCCAAACAGAAAAUGUCACUUCAGUUGUGUCAGCUGAUGGUGUCCUUACCAUAAUUGCUCCCAAGAAGGUGACUGUAGUACAGCAAGGCAGGGAGGUUGUCGUUCCUCUGUCAAUACAGCAGAAAGAGUCUAGUAAAAAGGUCAUGUCCUCAAACACCACAGACACACAAGCCGUCGACCAACGAUCAAUUGACGUGGCUUCCCAACAAAUUCAGCAAAACAUUUCAGUUCAAAAGAAGGUCACAAGAGUUACUCAGCAGUCUCAUGUCACUACAGAAGGGGGGAGUACAAGGUCGCUGACCAUCACGAAGAAAGGAAAUUUCUUUAACGACGACUUCUUUGAGGAUGCACGGACACCCUUCCAGGAUGCUAUUCGAAGCAUCCUGGAGAAAUCCAAUGUCACCACGUCACAGACCAAUCAAAUAGCAUCCUACAGGGAUCUUCGUCAGCGCAAUCUUAAGGAGGAAACUCAGGCAGCAACUGUCAGCGACGAUGACAAACAACAUAAGAUCAUUGUAGACGUGCAGGAUUUCAUUAACGGUGGAGAUGUUUCGGUUAAGACAAUAGACGAAAGGGAAGUGGUCAUUGAGGGAACCAUCAAGAAACAAGAAGGGAACAAAACUUCUUCUAAAAGCUUCCGGAAACGAUACAUUCUGCCGGAGGACAUUGACAGCGAAGCCGUGACAUCUGUGGUCUCAGCCGAUGGCGUCAUGACUAUUAUUGCUCCCAAAAAGAUUUAAAGUUGUGUAGAUAACCCAAACAAGAAAUUUUCCAGCCUUUGUUGACAUUGUUACUGUACUUUUUUUUCGUAACAUAUCCUUUCUUUAAGUAAAUUAAGUCCAGUUUUGAGGCUCCCCUUUCCUAAAGGCCUGUCCACACGAGCGGGCCUGAUCGGCGUGCUCCGGGGUUGACGGGCAAAUUCUGGCGGGCGUAUCCGUGAAUGUUGUCCACACGGGUGAGGCGAUGGAGAGGCGGGCGUGCCCGACGAUGCCAGUUGUGUGUUCAGUGCGGUACGAUAAACAUGGUGCCUACCGCAAAGAUGAUGAUAUUGUGUAGCAUGAUAAUUGCUUUGUGUGUGAUGAAAAAGAAGAGAAUAUGGUGCAAAGAAUUGCUCUGUGAAAGAAAUGUAUAUGGUUAACGUAACGUCUACCAGGGUCGAAGCUCAAGCCAUCGGGCACCACCAUGGUGAUUUUGCUACAAGACCCAUCGGGCAAUUUGACGGUUUGUCCGUCAAGUGUGCCCGUUAGAGGGGAGGUCUGCCAAUCAGGCCCGGUCGUGUGGACAGGCCUUUAGUCUGUAUUAUCUUUGAAAAUAAGUUAUAUUCAUUGUAAUUACGGUAUAAAGAGUCUACAAGGCCAGUUUCAAUUUUUAUAUGUCUAAUAGCAUUUGUUUUGUUGCUCUAAUUUUAACAUAAAUAAAAUUAUUCUAA
This is a messenger RNA of Macrobrachium nipponense, 8222 nucleotides long. RefSeq lists its product as uncharacterized. The record is from RefSeq and is a predicted model, not a curated record. Lineage: Eukaryota; Metazoa; Arthropoda; Malacostraca; Decapoda; Palaemonidae. Gene Ontology annotation, biological process: response to heat; protein refolding. Gene Ontology annotation, cellular component: cytoplasm; nucleus.